Molecule: messenger RNA, 2215 nt
Organism: Papilio polytes (common Mormon)
Lineage: Eukaryota; Metazoa; Arthropoda; Insecta; Lepidoptera; Papilionidae
Product: probable sodium-coupled neutral amino acid transporter 6
Exons: 9
Coding region: 378-1937 (519 amino acids)
Source: RefSeq, a predicted model, not a curated record
UGGUCAGUCCUUUUACGUCAGUCUCCGUCGCGGCGCGUUCGGUAGUGUCCGCUGGCAGAACCUGUUUGUAAAAAAAAUAUUUUUCAUGUCUUCACCAUCAAAUCUUUAUAUAUUUGAUAACGUUAUUUGAUAGCUAUAGUAUCUAGUUUUUUAAGACUUAAAAAUCUUUUGCAAAGUUUUUUUUUAAAUCGAAAUACCGAGUUCAUCAUACUAAUAUUAUCUUUUUAAUAUAAAUUGUGAAUGUUAAAAUAUGUGGCUGUGGGUAGUUAAUAUGCUAGAACCCAUAAAUUAAAAAAAACAAUUUUAUUAUGUUGAAACAAAUUUUUACUAUGGUUGAGUGCUGAAUUUAAAACACGAGUCUACGAUUUAUUUUAGCAAUGAAGAUGAAGAUCCUUCGUUUAUUCGACUCGAUGCGUGGAUCCGGCGCCGCUGGCGUUCGGCCCACGAUCCACCGCGGGCAGUAUACUGCUGGAGAGACGAGCGGCGGUUUGAGCGUGUUAUUCACAAUGUUAUGUAUCGUGGAUCUGUUUGGAGUGUUCCCGGUCGUCGCGCUGCCUAAGAGCGUUAUAGCUUGUGGUCUAUACGGCAUACCAUUAGUGCUAGCAGUAUUUUCGUUGCAACUGUACACAGCAGUUCUACUCGGCAAGAGUUGGCUGUUGGCGUAUGAAUUGUCGCCGAACAUACGAGACAAAAGCAGAUUUCCAUACGCGGCGGUUGCUGAAUUAGCAUUUGGCGAUAAUGCUAGAAGAUUGGUAACGUUUUUCAUAGAUGCUACUGUUUUUGGUGCAGCUGUACCUAAUUUUAUAUUCGCAUCUCAAAGCCUUCAGUUGUUCUGGUGGAAGAUAUCUGGCGGCAGUGUGGGCGUCACGUACUGCGUGUGGAUGGUCGUCAUCGGUCUACUACUCUGCCCUAUCAUGUGGCUCGGCUCACCAAAGGAUAUGAAGUCAUUAGCGUUGACAUCCGUAUGCAUCGUGGGCACCGUAGCUUUCGCCACAUGGUACUGCAUACUGACGGAUGACGAGUCUCCGUCCAGUUUGGGAGGAGUGCUCGACUACUCUCCUGAUGUUAGAGACUUCCUCACCGCUUACGGGAUUAUAGCCUUUCAGUUCGACAUCCACCCGAUGCUGUUAACACUGCAGGUGGACAUGAAGGAUAGUCGGCGCAUCAAUUCGGCCGUUCUCGCAGCAUUCCUCGCUACAGGACUGGUCUUUCUUAUCACCACACUCCUCGCCGCUAAUCGGUAUGGAGAUAACGUCGAAAGUAACAUAUUGCAGGGUAUUCCUCCAUCGAUUACCCUUUACAUUGUCGCUCUAUUGGUCACUCUACAACUGUGUCUGUCGAGCGCAGUCGGAAAUUCUGCCUUGUUCCAACAUCUAGAAGACUUGCUCAAAAUACCAAGAAAUUUCUGCAUACAAAGAUGUCUGAUGCGGUCCAGUAUUGUCGCUUUAGCGGUAUUCUUAGGAGAAUCUGUACCCAGAUUUGAUUUAGUAAUGGGUCUCGUGGGUUCAACUUUAACCGGUCCUUUAAUGUUUAUCUUCCCUCCGUUAUUCUUUCUUAAAUUAUGUUAUCUUAAAUCGAUAAACAUAAAACAAGAAUUCUCAAUGAGUUACAAACCUAAAACAUCGGUUUCCGAACGUGAACGUUUACAAGAUGGCGUCGAUCUGUCAAAAUUGCCGCUCGUUUCUACAGAAUCUUUACCACAUAAAUAUCAAACAUUUGGUAGUUACGAGGAAAUAUAUCGUUCGUAUGUUGAUGAAUAUAAUGUAAAAUGGUAUGACGUUUUAUUAGCAUCUUUAGUUAUGUUAUUAGGGAUGACAGCGACCGUCGUAGCGACGUAUUCAAGUUGGUCAGACGCGAUAUCGUCGGCAACUUUCUCGCCGCCGUGUUUGCUAAAUGCGACCGCAGCCGCAAGAAGCUUUAUACAAGAUACUACAUAGAUUUUAUAACCCUAGUAUCAAUUCUGACUGUAGUAAAGUUGUACAAUGAAUUUGUUAAAUGUGCACUUGUAUCCAAUUAUUGCUAUCUCUGUUUAUAUUCUAAGAGCGAAUGAGAUGACAAUAUAAUAGAAUAAAGUCACGGUCUUAUAGUUCUACGGUUUUGCAUAUAUUGGGGUAACAGUUCAAUAACGAAUGUGAUUGAUUACUUUUUUCUUAAAUUAUGAGAUAAACAUUAUGAAGAUUAUAAAAAAAAGUUAAAAAUCGUUAACGGGUGUCAU